This is a messenger RNA of Schistosoma turkestanicum, 2694 nucleotides long. The record is from the annotation of a GenBank genome assembly. Lineage: Eukaryota; Metazoa; Platyhelminthes; Trematoda; Strigeidida; Schistosomatidae.
UGUUGUUGUCCAAAUACUGCGUUACUUUACAGUGGGAUGGAAAUUAGUCAUUAAAAAAAUUGUCUGGCGUACGUCGAAAUGUCUUCUAAUGUUGGUCUUGUCAGUCGCCAGUGCAGACGUACGUGCGAUCGCUACCAGUUUUUCGACCAAAAAAUCGCCGUCGAAAAGCUCACUGGCCUAGUUUUAGUUGGGGAGAAGUUAAACAACCAUCUUUCUGAAGAUACAGAUACAAAAACAACAAAUUCUCUCACAAAACACUACAUUUCAUCCCUUCAAAAGUUUGAUUGUAAUCUUUGUCAGUUGAAAAUGGAUAAUGCUGUUGACAUGCGGGAACAUUUCAAAAGUGAAUGGCAUAUUUAUAAUAUAAAUCAAUCGCUUCGUGGCUAUUGUCCAGUUGAUUUAAAUUUAUUUGAAACUUUGAAACAAGGCAAAAUAGAAAAUGUUUCAGAAAUGGUUCCAAUUAGUUCAUUGUCAUCAACUAUAGAACCACAUGUUGACACUGGUGACUGUGAUCACAAUACAUCAUCUAAUACAGUUACUGCAUCGUCACUUACUGCAUCGUCACAUAAACAAAUGUUAUUUUUUAGAAAUUAUAAUUCAGAAAUAAUUGGAAUAAAUCGCUGUGUUCUAUUUACAAGGAAGACUAUGCCAUCAACAAUGGAUGAGUUAUUGGCAUCCGUUUCACGUGUUCGACAAAGUCGCAGGUGGGCUAUUCUUCUUUAUUCUGGGGGUAAAUUCGCUGGUGGUAUUUUUGAUGGAACAAAUGAAGUUGUACAUAAAACUUUGCACAGUUACACAGUACGUGCUAAACAAGGUGGAUGUCAAUCAUCUUAUGACUCACAAUGUCGUGGUCUUGGUGGAACCAAAUCAGCUGGUGCUAAUCUUCGACGUCAUGGCGAAGCAACUAUCCGCAAUGAAAUAAGUGAUCUUUUACAUAAUAAAUGGCGUAUUCUCUUACAAUCUUGUCAGUUGAUAUUUUUAUGGUCACCUAAAAUACAUCGGGGCAUUUUUUUCAAACCACCCGCAUCAUCCUCUUCAUCAUCGGUUACAUUGAAUCAAAAUUUCAAUGAAUCACCAACAAUUGAUUAUUCUACAACAAUUAAUUCCAGUCAUCGAAUUACCUCACCGAUCAUUCCAGAUCCAUUAGCUACACAAGCAUGUGAUUGUCGUUUGGGCAUGACAAUGGAUGAUGCAAGAUUGCGUAGUAUACCUUGUCGUAGUAAACAUAUCACAUAUUUACAUGUGAAAGAAUUACACAAGGAAUUGUCAACUUUUGAUGUUUAUGAUCCUGAUGCUGAUUUGGAGUUUCUGAGUAAAUCCGGUCGAAAUCAAUGGCGUAAAUUAUCUGAGAGCGGUGAUGAAACUUUAUUAGAAACUAAAAGUGGUCGAUUAAUUUAUGGUCCACUUAGCCUAUUAGCUUCAACAGCAUCAUCAUCAUCGAGUCCUAAAAAGAAUUUAUUAUCAUCAAAUUCAGAUACUUCUGAUUUAUCAGAUUGUGUCAGUUCACAAGAAGACACUAAUGAUGAUGAUGAUGACGAGGAUGAUGACGAUAAUAAUAAUGAAGUAGAACAACAGAUUGUCAAAUCGGAAAAUAAUCCUAAAAAUAUUACAGAAGCUGUUCAGGAGACAAAAUCAAACAGUCAAUGUUCAUUGCUUUCAAUUCCCAACGGUUCUGAAUCAAAUGAUGUCAAAGAAAUGAUUGAUAAUUUUGAAGAUUUAUAUCUCACUUAUCAAAGUUGGCAUAGACGUUUAUGUGUGGCGAUUGCUUCUGGAGAUUUGAUUACAUUACGCUCUCUAUUACCAGUCGUGCGUAUAUGCAGUGUAAAUCAAAGUGAUAAUUUCAAUGAAUUGGAGAAAACAGGUCAUCAUAAUUCGACGGUUUCUGCGAAUACUACUACUACUACUACUGUUGAGUCUACUUCACCUGGAUCAUCAUCAUCAUCAUCAUCAACUGUACCACCAUCUCAUGUUUGUUCAAAACUAAUUAAUCAUCCAUUGACUGAUGGACGAAGACUUUUACAUGUAGCUGUUGAAUUUCAAAGUGAUCCUGAAUUAAUUCUUUUCUUACUUGAAUGUGGAUGUGAUCCAGCGGUUAGUGAUAACGAUGGUAUGACUCCUUUUCAAUUAGCUACACGAUUGCAUAAGAAAUCAAUCACGAAAGUGUUUCGACGUUUUCGAUUUCAUUAUCCAAAUCUUUAUGAUUAUGAGAAAGCACAAAUACCUAAUGCAUUAGAUCCAUCCGAAGAAGCUGCCAAAGUUGAACGUGAUCGUGAACGUGCCAAACGACAAAAACAACGUCAAAAAGAAAAACGUGCUGCUGAACGUGCAACAAUUGAGCGACAAAAAAGAGAUGCCGAUGAACAAACUCGAUUUUUAACUUUAUCCGAUCGUGAAAAGCGUGUUGUCGCUAAUUCAGCAGGUCGUUUGGUUUCAGCUGGUGAACCAUUCAUAAUAUUCAGACGUUGUUUUCAAUGUGGUUGUGAUAUAAGCAAUCAAGUUCCAUUCGGUUAUUUGGAUUAUAGUUUUUGUACACCGAAAUGUUUAAGAGAACAUCGUUUCAAGUCAAUGAGUGAGCAGCGGUAGUAGUAGUAGUAGUGACACAAUGCCUACAACUGGAACAAUCUCGUUCCUUACGAUAAUAAUUUACGAAUAAACCAAUCCAUUUACCAACCAAAAAAACGAACAAUUAUUUUC